GGCGAACCCGUUUUAUUUUGAAACUUUAAGCCGGAUGUUGUCUGUCCCAUCGGCUCGGCUUUAAACGCUCUUACGUGUCAUUCUGAGUUUGAGUUAGAAAUCUCUUGGACACGUUUGACCAACAAAUUCUCUGUUUUGAUAUUGAUGAGCUGCAGUCGCCCAGCCCUAACUUAUUAGAAGUAUGAAGGCAUUGAUCCUGGUGGGAGGGUAUGGGACGCGGCUGCGCCCACUCACUCUGAGUGUUCCCAAACCUCUGGUGGAGUUCUGCAAUAAACCCAUCCUGCUUCACCAGGUUGAGGCACUGGUAAAGGCUGGAGUGAAGCAUGUGGUUUUAGCAGUGAGCUACAUGUCAGAGCUGCUGGAGAGAGAGAUGAGAGUCCAGGAACAGAGGCUUGGGAUUCGUAUCUCCCUCUCUCAUGAGAAAGAGCCUCUGGGUACAGCUGGUCCCCUGGCUUUGGCUCGGGAGCUGCUAGAUGUGGACAAUGAGCCUUUUUUUGUCCUCAAUUCGGACGUCAUCUGUGACUUUCCUUUCAAAGAUCUUCUGCAGUUUCAUCAAAACCAUGGGAAUGAGGGAACAAUUGUGGUAACGCGAGUGGAGGAACCUUCUAAAUAUGGUGUGGUGGUGUUUGAGGCAGAAAGUGGUCGUAUCCAACGCUUUGUGGAGAAGCCUCAGGUCUUUGUUUCAAAUAAAAUCAACGCCGGCAUAUACAUUUUCAACCCCAGCAUGCUCAGCAGAAUCCAGCUGAGACCCACAUCUAUAGAAAAAGAGAUUUUUCCUUUCAUGGCCGAGGAGGGGCAGCUGUAUGCCAUGGAGCUGCAGGGGUUCUGGAUGGACAUCGGUCAGCCCAAAGACUUCCUGACAGGGAUGUGUAUGUACCUUCAGUCGCUACGACAACAAGCUCCUGAGAGGCUUCACACUGGACCCGGUUUUCUCGGCAACGUUCUCGUGGACCCAACUGCCCAGAUCGGGGAAAACUGCACCAUCGGACCCAAUGUAACCAUCGGCGCCGACGUAGUUGUAGAGGAUGGCGUCAGGAUAAAACGUUGCACCGUGCUGAAGGGGUCGCGGGUUCGAUCACACUCAUGGCUGGAGAGCUGCAUCGUGGGGUGGCGCUCUACUGUCGGGCAGUGGGUUCGUAUGGAGAAUGUGACGGUGCUGGGGGAGGAUGUGAUCGUGAACGAUGAACUUUACCUCAACGGCGCCAAUGUCUUGCCUCACAAAUCCAUCAACGAGUCCGUUCCCGACCCCAGGAUCAUCAUGUAGCACGGGAUAGAGGUGGAAGAUCAGUGUCCAUUUUUAUUGUUACUGAACUCAAACCGAUGCCCAAACUGUGCCAGGGGAAAAAAGAGGGAGAAUGGGUUGAACAAGGAAGUUGAGGGGGAGAGGAAAGGAGUCAAGAAGAAGAAAAAGGCCUUUUUCAUUAGAUAUUGUUAAUUCUGUGGGGGUUUUUGGCCCUAUUUUGCUGUCCCUCUAUACAGUCCGACUUGAUGAGAUAAGCACGAGUGUGAUGUCAUCAAGCGACUCAGAUCCUCAAACUAUUCUGAAAAUUACAAUACAGAAACAGGUCUGUAUUUGAAGAAGUGCACACAUCAGCACACUGUACUAAAGGCUCCUAGAGAUUCUUUAAUACCAAAAAGCAACAUUUCAAUCCGGGGAACAAUGAUCUGGCUUCAGCUAAUCAUGACUGUUUCUUUCCGAGGUUUUAGUUGCACACUUCAUCCUGUCUGGCCUCUCUGGACUGGUCUAUCUGAGCUGGUGAAAGGACUAAUCUUUGUAUUUAGGGCGAAUCAUGGUUAAAGAUCACUGCUUCUUAUAUUCACUAUGCAUUUCCUGUGUCUGAACAUCUAUAGACACUGGGUAAACUGGAAGGAAAUCACUGCACUAGGAGACACAUGGACACUGAAACAAUGACUGAGACUUCUGAUCUGAUCAAUUUAACUCUAUGCAGUAUAGUCUAUAGUUGUGGUGCACUUGAAGCAGCUUAAACAGCUGUAACGCAGAGUCUGGAUUAGUUUAACCGUAUAGCAAUGUUUUGUUGAUUGCAGUUAGCUUGAGUGCAGCCUUCACUGACAUCAUCAGGUUGGCAUUGUGUUCUUUGGUUCAUUGAUGAAAUGUCAUUUUUAAUCAUUGAAUGGCUCAUUGUUUCUUGUUGCCAAACAGUUUACUGUUCUAAAGUGUAUACAUAUAGUAAGGUUUUACUUUUUUAAACAUGUCUUUUACAAAUGGUACUUGUACAUCUCACACUGUCUACAUCAAACUGUCAGACGCAGCGUUUUCCACUAGGUGGCAGCAGAUGGAUGUAAAAGUUAAAAAAAAGAUUCUUAUAGGUAUUGCAGAAAAUGUACUUUCUUCAAUUCCUGUGAGGGUUGUGUUCAACUAAACAGGUUUCACACUGAGGACGUAAAUAGGAACUACCAAAACAUUAUAUUUCAUUACAUAUAAUUUUGGUGACAAUUUAAUGUGGUGGGGCGUUGUGAGAUGUUGGGAAACACUAGUUAGGCUAAUGGACAGAUGAUUCACUAAGAACAAGUGGUGUGUAUUUCUUAACCAUAAAUAACUGCAGGAGAAGGCUGGAUCUUAACCUUUAAUAUUUUCCUUAUUGUGAUGUCACCAACUGAGGUUAUGUCAAAGAUGUCUGAGAGAAGGGAACGAAAAGCUGAUUGUUUUUGACUCAAAUAUGGAGUCCAGGUGUGAAAGGUUUUUACCUUCUGUUAUUGAUAUGAGCUGUGCAUAAUGACAUACAGCACUGAGUACAUGGUAAGGAAUCUUUGGGUUGAUUUGUGAUGAUGAAAAAGAUCAGAAUACUGAGCAUGUGAAGACCUACGUGUCUGGGUGAAUGAAGUAAAUUCUUAUGAUCAAGUUGUUGUUUUUUUAAAGAAAAUAAUAUAAAUUACUCAUUGAUAUCA
This is a messenger RNA of Cynoglossus semilaevis (tongue sole), 2907 nucleotides long. It is a transcript of the gene gmppb, whose product is annotated as GDP-mannose pyrophosphorylase B. The record is from RefSeq and is a predicted model, not a curated record. Bases 182 to 1264 code for a protein of 360 amino acids. Gene Ontology annotation, biological process: GDP-mannose biosynthetic process. The transcript has 10 exons. Gene Ontology annotation, molecular function: GTP binding; mannose-1-phosphate guanylyltransferase (GTP) activity. Lineage: Eukaryota; Metazoa; Chordata; Actinopteri; Pleuronectiformes; Cynoglossidae.